This is a messenger RNA of Octopus bimaculoides (California two-spot octopus), 7810 nucleotides long. RefSeq names its product rhomboid-related protein 2. Lineage: Eukaryota; Metazoa; Mollusca; Cephalopoda; Octopoda; Octopodidae. Gene Ontology annotation, molecular function: serine-type endopeptidase activity; calcium ion binding. Gene Ontology annotation, cellular component: membrane. The record is from RefSeq and is a predicted model, not a curated record.
CGUAUCCGUGCUACUUCUCGUAUCAAGCAGUCGAGUUGCCGUCGGCGCACUUUUAUUUUCUCUUCUCUCUCACUCUAUAAUUUGAACUGCUACUAAGCGAGUACAACUUAUAUCUAUCACUACGUGAUGUCUAUAUAUACACAUAUGCAUUCAUACUUAUCUUGAAUAUUUACUACUGUUCGACAUUUAUAUUUAUAUCUAUAUUAGAAGAAAGAAAAGAGAGAAGAAAGAGACAAAUUUUCUUUAAACAUUUCAGUAUAUGUAUUUUUUAGUAUAUUUUGCAUUGGAAAACAAAAAUCUAUCUUUCAUCACUGUGUAAACUUACCUUCAUGCACUUCAACCGUACAUUUUUAUGCGAAAGUAUACAAAUUCUUCAUACUUAUUACUAGUUCUGUGAGGAGUUUUUAUGCAAAAAAGAAGACGUAGUUAUUGUUAGAUAUGAAUAUAUAUAUUUACAUGUAUAUAUUUUCGUGAAACAAAAUCAUAUCUUCGGUUUAUUUUCAUUCGAAAGUUUCAUCGGAUAAUUUAUUACUUUUUGUUUGGUUUUUGGGUUUUACUCAUUUUGUAACACUGGAACUAUGCCGAGACGAAUGCUUGAUAACGAUGAAGAAAUUGCUCUUCAAUCCGAAAUUCGGCGAGAAUUAGAUCGGAAAUAUAAACCAAUAUUUGAUGAUCAUGGUCCUCAAGGAAUACCCCUGAAGGAUCUUCGUGAAGAAAUGGUGAACACUGGCAUAACAUCUCAUGUUCCAAAACGUCAGUUUGAUAAAAUGUUGGCGAAAGCCAACAGUAAUAAAGAUUCCUUCAUAAAUUAUGAAGAAUUUGUAACUUUGAUGGCUGGUGAGGAUGCUCUACUUUCCCGAGAUAAAGUGAAAGUUAGUGGUGUUGUGGAAGCAGCCAUUGUAAGCAUUGUUCCUAUCCGGAAACAAAAGGAUUUCCUUGCGAACUACACUUGUUGUCCACCACCAAUUUUUAUGCUUCUUGUCACCCUGGCUGAGAUUGGUGUAUUUGUUUAUUACGUUCUUGAGCUGAAAAAAAAAGAUAUUGAAGUUACAUGGAGUACAGGUGUCCCUAUUUGCAGUCCUUUGAUAUAUAGUCCUUACGAUAGAAAAGAAGCAUGGCGUUUUGUUUCAUACAUGUUCAUUCACCAAGGUUACCUUCAUCUCAUCUUCAACUGCAUUUUCCAAAUUAUCCUUGGAAUACCACUUGAGUUUGUGCACAAGUUUUGGCGCCUGUUCCUUGUUUACAUGCUGGGUGUUCUUGCAGGUUCCAUGGCACAUUCUGUCACUGACAGGUUUUCAUUUCUUGGUGGUGCCAGUGGUGGUUGUUAUGCCUUAAUUGGAGCACAUCUUGCUGCUGUCAUUGUGAACUGGAAAGAGAUGAAUUACAAGUGUUGGGAAGGUUCCUUCGUACGUAUGCUAUUCAGUGCACCAGUUCGUCUAAUAGUUAUUCUUACAUUGGUGUUUACUGAUACUGGUAGUGCCAUCUACAGAAGAUAUACCACUACUGGAGGAACUAAAGUGGGUAUUUCUGCUCAUAUUGGUGGUAUGCUUGCUGGUCUGUUAUUAGGAGUUCCAGUUAUGAAGAACAUCAAUGAGUUACCAUGGGAACGGACUCUUGGACUGGUUACUGCUGUCAUUUAUGUAAUAUUCACCAUGAUCGCUGUUCUCAUUAACAUUCUUUAUCAUGAUUAUCCAGACCCUAAUUUAGAUCCUUGUUAAUUCUAAAGAUAUUAUUGAUAUUAUUAUUAUUAUUAUUAUUAUUAUUAUUAUUAUUUUUUUUUUUUUAGUAGUGUUAUUAUUACUAUUACAUUAGGAUGGCAGAUUGGUAGAAUUGUGGGAGUCAGAAAAAAUGCCUUGCAGUAUUUUGUUUGCUCUGUUACUUUCUGGGUUCAAAAUCCUACAGGUGUUGCCUUUAGCUUUUGUAAAUAGAAUAAGUAUCAGUCAAAUAAUGAGGUUCGAUUUAUUCAACUAUAUCUCUUCUCUCAAAAUUUCAGACCUUGUUUUAUAUAUUAGAAACAAUUAUUAUUAUUAUUAUUAUUAUGGUAGCAUGGGCAGAAUUGUUAGCAUGCUGAGCAAGAUGCUUAGCAGCAUUUCGUCUGUCUUUACAUUCUGAGUUUAAAUUCUGCUGAGGUCAACGUAGCCUUUCAUCCUUUCAGAAUUGAUGAAAUAAGUACCAGUUACGCACUGGAGUUGAUACAUUAUUUACAAUUAAUGGAUAUUUAUCCUCAUCUUGUUUGUGUUAACGACAAAUAAGAUGAGGACAAAUAUCCGUUAAUUGUAAAUAAUGUAAAUAAUGUACAUAAUUCCUCAUCUCUUUAUAUAGAACUGGAGUUGAUGUAGAACUGGAGUUGAUGUAGAACUGGAGUUGAUGUAGAACUGGAGUUGAUGUAGAACUGGAGUUGAUGUAGAACUGGAGUUGAUGUAGAACUGGAGUUGAUGUAGAACUGGAGUUGAUGUAGAACUGGAGUUGAUGUAGAACUGGAGUUGAUGUAGAACUGGAGUUGAUGUAAUCAACUAGUUCUCUCCCCGCAAAUUUCAGGUUUUGUGCCUAUAGUAGAAAGGAUUAUUAUAUAAGCAAGGUAGCAGAAUUUCUUGUGUGCUGAUCAAAAUAUUUUGUGGCAUUUCAUCUAUCUUCAUCUUCUGAGUUCAAAUUCUGUUGUGGUUGACUUUGCCUUUCAUCCUUUCGGUGUUGAUAUAAUUGGCUAGCAUCCCUCUCUGUUCCCAAAAUUUUAGGCCUUGUACUUAUUCUAGAAAGAAUUAGUAUUAUUAAUGUUAUGUUUAUUCUUGCUAUGAUAAGGGUGGUAGAUGACAGGCAAUACCAGAACACCAGGCAAAAUACAUUCCAGUAUUGAGCUACAUCUCCUUAACAUUCUGACUUCUUCAAAUCUUGCCAAUUCUGACUUCAUCUUUCACAUUCUAGAUAGCUGACGAAAUAAGAACCAGUCAUUCUUUCUCCACAAAAGAGUUUUGUACCUAAGUUAGAAAUCAUUAUUACUGAUGGAAAAAAUUUUAUUAUCAUUAUUAUUAUUAUUAUUAUUAUUAUUAUUAUUAUUAUUAUUAUUAUUAUUAUUAAGGUUACAAAGAGUGGCGAGCUGGCAGAAUCAUUAGCACACCAUACAAAAUGCCAAUAAGCAUUUUGUUUAUGUUCUGAGUUCAAAUGAUGCUGACUUUGCCUUUCAUCCUUUUGAGGUCAGUGAAAUAAGUAUCAGUUGAGCACUGGGGUUGAUGUAAUCAACUAACACCACCCUCACCAAAAAUUUCAGGCUUUGUGCCUAUAAUAGAAAGGAUUAUUAUUAUUAUUAUUAUUAUUAUUAUUAUGGCAGUGAGCACUAGUUAGCAAUCUGGAUGAAAUUCUUAGUGGUAUUUCGCCCGCCACAAUGUUCUGAGUUCAAAUUCCACCAAGGUUGACUUUGCCCUUCAUCCUUUCAGGGUCGAUAAAAUAAGUACCAGUUGCACACUUGGGUCAAUGUAAUCAACUUAUCCUCACCUCCCUCAAGCUGUCCUUAUGGCAAAAGUUUGAAAUAAUAAUAAUAAUUAUUAUGAUUAUAAUUAUGAUUAUUAUUAUUGAGGCACUGAGCUGGCAGAACCAUUAGCACAAUGGGCAAAAUGCUUAGUGGUUUUACAUCUGCUGCUACAUUCUGAGUUCAAAUUCUGCUGAGGUCAACUUUGCCUUUCAUCUGUUUGGGGUCGAUAAAAUGAGUACCAGUUGAGUACUGGGGUUGAUGUAAUUGACUAGUGCCCUCCCCCAAAAUUUCAGGCCUUGUGCCUAUAGUAGAAAGGAUUAUUAUUAUUAUUAUUAUUAUUAUUAUUAUUAGUGUGACUGCCAUUAUUUUUGUUGUUAUAAGGGCAUUAGAUUGUGAGUAUUACUAAAGCAUUGAACAAAAUGCUUUGUUAAAUUUUGUUAUUGCCCCUUACUUACUGAGUUAAAAAUCUAAGCUUCCUUUCAACCUUCCAAAUUCAAUAAAAUAUGUACCAGUUAAAUAUUGAGGUCAAUUUAAUCAGCUGUUUCUGCUCUUGGAAGUUACAGCCUUUUGCCAAUGUUUAAGAUAUUUUUGGUAUCGUUAGUAUUGUUUUAAUUAUUAUAUUUUUUAUUAUUAAUAAAUUAUAUAUUUUAGCUUCUUGCAUAUUUUUUCAUUGCAUUUGGAUUGUCAACAAAAUUUUGUGCCUUAACAAAAAAGUAAAAGUUAAAAAAGAAAAAGAAAAAAAAGUAAAAAUAAAAAGUAAAAAUAAAAAAAAGCAACCACCCUCCUCAAAAGAAUUCAUGGAAUAUCAUUUUUAAGAAUUUUAUUUUCAUUAUCAUAAACUGCUAUUUUUAUAAUUGCUAUUAAUAACUGUUGUCAUAAUAUGAUUAUAACUGGGUAAGAAAAUCAUCUUCCAACAACAGAAGAGAAUUGUAUUUUAUUGAAGAGGUGUUGUUGAUUUAAUGAUGAAAGUACCAACUGACUUACUGCCUGGAUGUUUAUUGUUGUAUGAAAAUCAAAGUUGGGACUGUUAUAGCAUGUUUUUCAGUAACAUCACAAAACAAUUCUGUUGGCUUGUUUUUUUUUUAAAUGUGACAAUGUGUGGGUGAGUUAGCUCCUUUAUAUCUCUUGUAGGUGCCAGCAUGACUAUGUGGUUUAUGUUUGCCUCAUGGUCACUUGAUAUCUGCAUCCUGAGCAGAUAUCUUCUAUCACAUCUUCAGCUUAAUGUAAAUUAACUUGGGUAGAAGAAACUGUGUUGAAACCUAUUGAUUUAUUGUCUGAUAAGUUGUGGUUUCUGCUCCUUUCCCCUCCUAUCCAUUCUUGAUGGCCAAGGAAAGCUUAUGGCCCUGCUUCAUCUUAUCCAUAGACGUAAAAUUAAAAGGAGCAUUAUGAAGAAUUCCCAUUUUCUCUUAUUACCAAAAUGCUUCUGAUGGAGAGAAUGUUUUUCCUCUUCUUCCUAGGCUUGUUUGUUAAUUUCACCUUUAUUUGCUCCAGGUUAAGCCACUAAAACAAGGUCUCAUUUUUGCAUCUAUUAUUUAAUUCCCAUGUGAUAAAGCAAUAGAACAAAUUACCAGAAAGUUCAAAAUAGAAAUGCAGUUUUAUUCUUUGGGCAAAACCUAUUAUGAGAUUAAGGCUUUUGGUAAAAGCAAGAACAUCUCAACAACCUACUUAUCUAUUCCAAAUCUCUUGCUGAUGAUAUAAUUAAUAGUUUUUUAGUUUAAGCCCAUGUUAAUCAUAAUAAAUUAGAUCCAUGAUCAAAGGUAUUCUAGCAAUGACUGUCUUGUCUUUUUGUAGAUCAAGGAUUAGUUUGUUUAAUGUGACUUACUUUUGAGAUAAAUUUAACUGAUAUUUUUUGGAGGUUGCGCAGCCACAUGGGGGCUUCGUCCAGUUGUGGCUUUUCUAUUGAAUCUUUUCCCCCUAAAUUACCAUCAUCAUUUCAUAAAAAAACCCCCAUAAGGUACAAAAAAAUAAUUACUGAAAAUAUCACAAACAUCAAUGAAACAAAGCAAUAACAGCUACAAUAAUAUAUUAAGAGGGUGAAAGAUUCACAGAAUUAUUAGUAUCAGGGGUAAAAAUGCCUUGUCAAAUAUGCUCCAAUCUUUAAUGCUCUGAGCUCGAAUCUUUCUGAGGUCAGUUUUAGCUUCUAUUUUUUUGCAGUUGAAAUAAAGUAUCAGUCAAGUGUUAGGAUUGAUGUAAUUGAUUGAUACCCUCCCCUCAAAAUUGCUGGCCUUCGUUCCAACCCAUGCUAGCAUGUAAUACAGUGAUUAAAUGAUGUACCUAAGUUAGGAAAAAGCUAUUAACUGCAUUUUUGUUUUCCCUUGAGACUAGAGAGUUACACUCUCUUUCCUCUUCAAUAAUCUGACACUGAGCAGUGAAGUAUGACAAUUAGCAAGUCUGCAUGUUAAUAGCUCCAGUUAAUAAUUCAUCUAUCCACACAAUCUAGUACCUGUCUAGCUGUGCACUUGUCUAAAGGUCUGCCUAGUCGCAAAGUCUCUAAGUCUGAUGUUUAGUUAUUGAACUGUCUGCCUAUCUUAAUUAUUUUCAACCUGCCUCUCACAUAACCACACAAUGUCACCACUCACCACGUAGGGAGACAAUGUACAUGAGAGCAACAGAGAUAAGACGAUUAGUUAUGUGGAAGUUGAUGUUGUUUUAAAGCUGCCAUUUGACCUGACCUUCAAUUUUAAGAAAAUAAAUUGCUUGGGAUCAAAUGUCAGGCUUUUCUGUAAAGGUGGGAUAGACCAAUCUUAUUAGGAGGAAGUGGGAGAGAGAGAGAGAGAGUGAGAGAAGAGAGUAAAGUGAAAAAAGGAAGGAAGAGUAAGAAACCCAGUGAAUGGUAGAAAGAGGCAGAGAGGAGGCAUUUACUGACGAAUAGGUAUGAGAGGAGUUGAGAUAUUAAUACUAACUGGUGGGAAGGGAAGGUAGACAAUAGAUGCCCUGUAACUGAACCAUGAUGGAUGUGGGGUGGGGGGAAACUUACUGUGUAGAGAAAGUAAAAAGGUGUAAAUUAGCUUCCAGUGAAUUGAUAAUAGUAAUUGGGAUAUACUGAGUGAUGGGAGAGAGAGAUAGGGAAAGAAUGGCAACCUAACUAUAACACCUCAACAUUAACCAGUAAUCUAGACAGAUAAUUUAGGUACCCCAUCCUCUCCCUUAGUCUGUUGCACGUCAGACCUAUUGGCUUAAAGGUCAAUGGUUCAUGUUCUGUUAAUAACUCUGUGUCUAUGGCCAAAAUGCUAAAUUCUUGUUACCAUCACCAUCAUGUUAUCAAGUAUACUAUCUUUGUUUUAACAGUGAUUUCAGUGGAUCUGAGCAAUGGCUAACAACUAUUUGACUCCAUUCUUGCUUUCAAUCAUUGUUACUGUCCUUGAAAGCAUAUUCACAUCAUAAUUGUAUGCCUUACUUAUCUGUUAUCCUUCAGUUUUAACUUGGAACUGGGAAUCCUUUUUUUUUUUGUUUUAAUAUUUUGUUGCUCAUUACAUUUACCUUUGUCUGAUUCACAAUAUCUAUUUCUUGAUUAUUCACCAAUUAAUGUGUUACAGUAAUGUAUGGACUUGUAGAAUAUUACAUUAAAUGCGUUGCAAUAUUAGAGCAUUGGAAGGCAGUGAGCUGGCAGAAUCAUUAACAUGCCAGGCAAAAUGCUUCGUAGCAUUUCAUCUGUCUUGACGUUCUGAGUUCAAUUUCUACCAAGGUCAAAAUUUGCCUUUUAUCCUUUCAGGGUCAAUAAAAUAAGUACCAGUUGAAUAAUGGGGUUGAUGUAAUCAACUUAUUCCUCCCUUGAAAUUGCUGGCUUUGUGCCAAAAUUUGAAAUCAGUAUUAGAACAUUGUAAGUUAGUGAGCUGGCAGAAUCAUUAGCAUGCUGGACAAAAUGUUUAUCAGCAUUUUGUCUGUUUUUAUGCUCAGAGUUCAAAUGCUAGCAAGAUUGACUUUUGUCUUUCUUAAUUUGGGGUUGAUGAAAUAAAUACCAACUGAGCACUAGGGUUGAUGUAAUUUACUUAGCUCCUUCCCAUGAAAUUGGCCUUGUGCCAAAAUUUAAAAACAAUAUUAAAGCUUUGUCUCUAUUUGGCCCCAAGUUUAAAUCCAACUGAGAUUGAUUGCUCACCUUGCCUUUCAUUCUCUUGAGAGCCUGUAAUAUAAAUUGACUUAUAUUCCUGCGCUCCAAAAUUUGGUUAGCUGGGUCAUGACAUCUGUGGUAUAGUAUUUGAUUUGCCCAUGCUGACAGAGAGGUGUAUGAGUAUUUGAAAGAUUCAUCAUUGUGAUAGCUAAAAGUCAGGUGGGGAUUCACAUUCCCUUUCUACACAUGCAGUAAAGUAACGGUAAGUAGGACAACUGGAAAUGUAUGGGGUAGUAAAC